AUGGCUGGCGUGCUGAGAGUUCAGGAGCUCAAGGUGCCCCCAGAGUGCCUGGAAUCCCCUGCGCGUCUCGUUCCUCGAAUGUGGCUGCGUGCUCGGGGCGGCGGACUGGAGAACAGUCACAAAGCUUCUCGUAGCGAGGAGCUCGUCGAGAAUAUUCUGGCAAGUGUAUUCCCAAGAUGGACGACUCUUGGGUGCGCUGCCGUUUGGGGUGGUUGA
Messenger RNA from Penicillium chermesinum, 216 nucleotides. RefSeq lists its product as uncharacterized. NCBI's taxonomy places the organism in Eukaryota, Fungi, Ascomycota, Eurotiomycetes, Eurotiales, Aspergillaceae. The transcript has a single exon. The coding region runs from base 1 to 216 and encodes 71 amino acids. The record is from RefSeq and is a predicted model, not a curated record.